This is a messenger RNA of Vidua macroura (Pin-tailed whydah), 1148 nucleotides long. RefSeq names its product POP7 homolog, ribonuclease P/MRP subunit (gene POP7). The transcript has 2 exons. Bases 277 to 933 code for a protein of 218 amino acids. NCBI's taxonomy places the organism in Eukaryota, Metazoa, Chordata, Aves, Passeriformes, Viduidae. Gene Ontology annotation, molecular function: nucleic acid binding. The record is from RefSeq and is a predicted model, not a curated record. Gene Ontology annotation, biological process: tRNA 5'-leader removal. Gene Ontology annotation, cellular component: nucleolar ribonuclease P complex; nucleus; ribonuclease MRP complex.
CCCGUCCCACGCCACCAUCCUUGCCCCGCCCCUCCUGCGGGGCAGCAAUUAACGGUUUCGUUGAUUAAAAACCCCAAAAUGGCGGAUCCGGGGGCGGGGCUGAGCGCUCCCCGUUAAAAAGAAAAAAAAAAAAAACACAAAAACCCCUAUAAACGCGCGGGGGGGCGUGGUCCGGCGUGGGCGGUGCCUACACGGGCGUGUCCCCGCCGAAGGGGCGUGGCUCCGGGGAAGGCGUGGCCUCGUAGCGGAAGCGGCGGCGGCGCGGGACGCGCGAGAAUGUCCUCGGGCCGCCCCGCAGCUCCGUCCCCGCCGCCGGGGGGGCUCCCCGGGCCCCGCCGCCGCCGCCGGGGCCCGGCCCCGGGGCCGCCCCCCCCGGGCUCCCCAUCCCCCCCCGCCGGCGGCCCGGGCAGCAAUGACGUGUUCGUGACGUCACGCUCGGAUUUCCGGGCGCAGCUGCGGCGCUGCCAGCGGCUCCUGGCGCCGGGCGGGGGUCCCGGCGGGGGUCCCGGGGAGCUGCGGCUGCACGGGCUGGGGCUGGCCGUGCCCCGCACCAUCAACCUGGCGCUGCAGCUGCAGGCGGGCGCGGGGGGGGCCCUGCGGCUGCACGCCAGCACCUCCUCCGUGCCCCUCCGGCCCCCCCGCGCCCGCCGCGGCGCCCCCCCGGCCCGCGGCGACACCGGCGACGGCGGCGGCGACGGCGAGGACGGGGACCCCCCCCCGGCACAACUCGGCCAUCCACAUCCGCCUCUGCAGGGAGGCCCCCUGCGCCUGAGGGGGGGUCCCGGGGGGCUCCGGUCCCGCUGCCCCGGCCUCCGCCGCCUCAAAACCCGCCCGGAGGCUGCCACGGCCGCGGGGGCCCCGCCGGAGGUCUGGGGGGCACCCCGGGGCCACCAGGAGCCGGCAAGGACCGAGAUGCCACCGCGAGUUGUUUGAGGCCGCCGCGAGCCGCCGCUGGCCUCGGGGACGGCGCGGGCGAGGCCACCGGCGGCUCGAGGCCACCGAGCCGCCACCGCCGCGGGCCGGGGCCACCCCCGCGAUGUCACCCCCAGCCCCUCGAUGUCAACCCGAACCCCCCCCCCGCGGCAGCGUCGGGCACUCUGGGGGGGACACGGGGACGUGACACCCGAAUAAAGUCGGUGGCGGCGGCA